CUACAACACACUUGGCUAGAAAUCUCUUCGGGCGAAGAUCGAACGGAAGAAACCCGGAAGGUUGGCCUUUCGGUCAGAAAAGAAGUUAUUUAGCCCACUAACGGGCCGGGCGAUCGGUUUUCCGUGUAGUGCAGUAUAACUGCGUUGCUAAGAAACGAUUACUGCCGUAGCUAACGGAACGGUUAGUGUGCUUCAGGUUUCGCUGUGAUGUCGGUGCAUCAUCGCCGUCAGGUGGUAGAAAGAAAAGUCGCUGGCGUUUGUUAGUGCAUCGUCCAGAACGGAGAUUGGAAAAGUGCUACGUGGUGCUUGGUUAAGGAAAGAACCCGAUUUUUGGCAAAUCUCGGAAGCCGGCCUGUGACGGCAAUACUUUUUCCGACGUCGAUCGACACCAUCGGAAAGGGAAAAAACACAUCCAGCCAAAGAGUGUAGGCUUUGUGUUGGUGCACGAGCGUUCUAACGUCGGGGGCAUACGAACACACAACACGAAACAUGACAACGAGACACUGUUCUGUCACCGCCGGCAAGAUGGGAAAGCUGAAGCUGGCGGAAGCGGCUGUUAUCGUCGUUAUCUUCGCCGGUUGCUUUGCCACCCUUUCCGAUGCGUUCUAUCUGCCGGGACUGGCCCCGGUGAACUAUUGUAAAAAGUCCGAGAUGCAAAAAUCGUGCAAGUCGGAAGUUACACUGUACGUGAAUCGACUCAACACAGAAGAAUCGGUUAUCCCGUACGAGUAUCAUCACUUCGACUUUUGCCCGAUCGAUGAGAGCAACUCGCCGGUCGAGAAUCUCGGCCAGGUUGUGUUCGGUGAACGUAUCCGGCCGGGGCCGUACAAGAUCCAGUUUCUGGAGGAUGUGAAGUGUGCGAAGGCCUGCGUCAAGCACUACAAGGGAGGUGAAGCCGACAGUGAUCAUCGCUUGAUGGUGCUAAAGAAGGGAAUGAGCUUGAACUAUCAACAUCACUGGAUCGUGGACAAUAUGCCCGUGACGUGGUGCUAUCCGUUGGAAAACGAACGCCAGUUCUGCAGCACCGGCUUUCCCAUGGGGUGUCUGGUUCGACGCCACCCGGACGGUGAAGAUGGUUGCAUGGCGAACCCGAACUAUAACCGAGCUGGGUACUACUACCCGUUCAACCAUGUCGAUCUGACGGUCACUUACCAUAGCGGGGCCACCGAGGAGUGGGGUGUUGCGUUCAAACAGAACGGAGGCCGAAUUAUCUCAGUAAAGGUGGUUCCGUCGUCGAUUAAUCACAAGGAUGGCGCCGAGCUGAACUGUGACAGCAAAGAACCGAUCGAGAUUCAGUCGAGCGCUCUUCCGGCGGGUAAAUUGCUGGAUAUCGUCUACACAUAUUCGGUGCACUUCACACAGAACAACAAGAUAAAAUGGUCGUCUCGGUGGGACUACAUUCUCGAAUCGAUGCCGCACACCAACAUCCAGUGGUUCAGCAUCCUGAACUCGCUCGUGAUCGUGCUCUUUCUGUCCGGCAUGGUGGCCAUGAUUAUGCUACGAACGCUGCACAAAGACAUCGCACGCUACAACCAGAUGGACUCGGGUGAGGACGCACAGGAAGAGUUUGGCUGGAAGCUGGUGCACGGUGACGUGUUCCGACCGCCCCGCAAGGGUAUGCUGCUGUCGGUUUUUCUCGGUUCCGGUAUUCAGGUGUUCUGUAUGACGCUCGUGACGCUGGCUUUUGCGUGUCUCGGUUUCUUGUCUCCCGCUAACCGUGGCGCGCUGAUGACGUGUGCGAUGGUACUUUUCGUGCUACUUGGCACCCCGGCCGGCUAUGUGUCCGCUCGUAUCUAUAAGAGCUUCGGUGGCAUCAAGUGGAAGAGUAACGUACUACUAACGUCGAUGCUAUGCCCAGGUGUCGUAUUUGGGCUUUUCUUCGUGAUGAAUCUGAUACUUUGGAGCAAGGGAAGCUCGGGAGCUGUUCCCUUCUCGACGCUGAUUGCACUAUUGGCGCUCUGGUUCGGUGUGUCGGUUCCACUGACCUUCGUUGGGGCAUACUUCGGUUUCCGGAAACGGUCUCUCGAGCAUCCGGUACGAACGAAUCAAAUACCACGCCAGAUUCCGGACCAAUCGAUCUACACGCAACCGGUGCCGGGCAUUAUCAUGGGUGGAGUGCUACCGUUUGGUUGCAUCUUUAUCCAGCUGUUCUUCAUUUUGAACUCGCUCUGGUCCAGCCAGAUGUAUUACAUGUUUGGAUUUCUGUUUCUGGUGUUUCUCAUCCUCGUCAUCACCUGCUCCGAAACCACCAUCCUGCUGUGCUACUUCCAUCUGUGCGCCGAGGACUACCACUGGUGGUGGCGCUCCUUCCUAACGUCCGGAUUCACGGCCGUCUAUCUGUUUGUGUACUGUUGCCACUACUUCGCGACCAAACUUCAAAUCGAGGAUGCAGCUUCCACUUUCCUGUACUUUGGUUACACGAUGAUUAUGGUAUUUCUGUUUUUCUUACUGACCGGUUCGAUAGGAUUCUUUGCUUGUUUCUGGUUCAUCCGUAAAAUCUACAGCGUAGUAAAGGUAGACUAGACCUCUGGCGCGCAGAUACGGAUGUGCGCAAUGACACUCCAUGCUCGUGUCACUUUUAAGUAACUCUUCUUUAGUUAACCUUAAGCCGUUUCGAUUUUUAUCUGGGGUCGCAAAUGCCCUUUUCAACUGUGUUUGAUAUCAAUUCACGCACGACACAACAGAAACAUUACACUAACCGAAACUUUCGGACGACGCAAAAGUUUCGUUGUUAGUGAGUCACGCAUAUUGUGCACAAGCAGAAUAAGCAACAACGACAAUACAAUUGUUCCGAUCGGAUGACCGAGCUGAUCGGAUCCGAAUUUUGUUUGUUUGUUUAUGUAUUUCUUCAAAGCGAAUGAGAUGCGUCCACCAUACGGAUUUGAAGAAAGGAGAAAUGAAAAAAUCCUGUGUUUGCUUUCGGUGAGCUUUCUUUCGAGAACUGCCGAGAGUGUUUCUAUGAAGAACACAUAUUCCGACUCGGUGUUGACCGCUUUUCCAAACCUUUAUUGUAAUUAUCGUAUGUAAAGAAAUCGGUGUACUGUUAGCCAACGUGUGUUAAGAACAGAAUAUGAAACAUGCGAACCCUACAUUGGCGUGACGGUGUUUUGGCUUGUUUCACGCUUUAACCUUAUCCUCUUUUAAUACAGCCCACAAAACCCAACUGAGCACGGAUCGCGUGUAAUGUCAUCGCACACGUACAAGCACACACAUACACAUACAGUCGCAAGCAGCAGCGUGUGUUUUCUCCAAAAAUUAGAUUAGUGGUAGCACGAUGACGCCUCCAGUGAGAGAGGGUGAUGAAUAUGAGUAUUAGAAAAUAGCGUGAAUGGAGUCCAGGACGAGAUGAAGUGAGUAGACGUAGAACGGGAGUCAGUUUUUUGCAUUCUUUCGGAGAAUAACAUUUUUGAUGACCUUGCACCGUUGUGUGUAUGCAUGAGCGCGAUCCCGACAAGAUUUCUUCUCGGUCGCACAAUAUCGUGGGUGUACCUCUGUGUCUCCUUGUAUAAAUUAUUGAUUACAUUUAUUUUUCUUCUUGUACCCUGUCCCCACAAGCAAGCUCGCGACUCGUUGAAAUACGGGGAUAAAAACAAAUUUUGAAUUAAAAAGUCAAAACAAUCCCUAAACGGAUCCGACGGGUGGUGCGUAAAUUGUUAACCGGGAGGGAACUAAACAUCGAAUGGUGUAGACCGGAGGACGAUGUGAUUAGCAGGUUAACUUAAUACCGAAGGGCACUGUAACAGAGGGCAUAAUUAAUAUUAUUAUUAUUACAUAAUGCUAACUA
Messenger RNA from Anopheles bellator, 3784 nucleotides. It is a transcript of the gene TM9SF2, whose product is annotated as transmembrane 9 superfamily member 2. The transcript is spliced from 5 exons. Lineage: Eukaryota; Metazoa; Arthropoda; Insecta; Diptera; Culicidae. The coding region runs from base 490 to 2523 and encodes 677 amino acids. The record is from RefSeq and is a predicted model, not a curated record. Gene Ontology annotation, biological process: protein localization to membrane. Gene Ontology annotation, cellular component: membrane.